CCCUCCGCAGCAUAUAUGCUUUGCUUGCUCGGGUUCUGCCACAUCCAACGUCAAUCUUUAGAUUUCGAGAAUCCUCAUAAACUCUCCUGGCCAUACAGGUCUUGCUCGCUCGAACUUCUGAACACACCCACCAAAGUCUUGCUGAAGCGGGCGAACGAUGGAGGGUGGGGUCGUAGCCGGGUGCGUUAUCAUUCUGCAGCUCGCUUGGCCUUGUUGCGAACGAUGACCACUUUCCGGCAGUCAAUCAGGGCGGACAGACAGUCAUCCUUGUCGUAAAAUGCUCCUGGGGCCGCAAGUGCGGUGGGACAAGGCUGUCAUUGGAUCCUAGAGCCAUGUUGGCGAGAAGGCAAGCGGUCAAGGCACACCCGGGCUUACGUGGAAUACGAGAUGAUAGGACACUCCUUUCGCAACCACGAGUAUCCUCAGCAAAGGCAUUUCCGACCAGAUGUGUCCAUUUCGCUUGGCUCAAUGAAACUUCGCUACGCGGGCGGAUCGAAACCGAAAUCAAUGCUUCUGGAAUCGAGACUGCUCUCCGGAACACUGCUGUUGGAUCAACGAUCUGCAAGCCUCUGGUCCUCUACGACGACCUGAGAGAACACCGUAUGUCGGCCAUGACACAAAUGUUGGACGCAUGCGUUGAGGAUUUCCAGUGUAUCUCGAAUCUUUGUCAUCCGAGUACGAUGGAUCCGCUGAACGUUCUAUACUGCGCUUGUGGCAUCCGCGUCGACCGCGAAUGAAUCCUUGCCGCUUCGCCAUGCAGUACUAGGACGUUUCCGUCAAAUCAGGCAUCACCGCAUUUGUAUACAUCUCCCAGACUUU
Verruconis gallopava is the source of this 819-nucleotide messenger RNA. RefSeq lists its product as uncharacterized. The record is from RefSeq and is a predicted model, not a curated record. The transcript has 2 exons. Bases 333 to 737 code for a protein of 134 amino acids. NCBI's taxonomy places the organism in Eukaryota, Fungi, Ascomycota, Dothideomycetes, Venturiales, Sympoventuriaceae.